Messenger RNA from Saccostrea cuccullata (small rock oyster), 3083 nucleotides. RefSeq lists its product as uncharacterized. The transcript is spliced from 15 exons. Gene Ontology annotation, molecular function: protein binding; ATP binding; transmembrane receptor protein tyrosine kinase activity. The annotation marks the transcript as partial. Gene Ontology annotation, biological process: multicellular organism development; protein phosphorylation; cell surface receptor protein tyrosine kinase signaling pathway. The record is from RefSeq and is a predicted model, not a curated record. Gene Ontology annotation, cellular component: signaling receptor complex; plasma membrane. NCBI's taxonomy places the organism in Eukaryota, Metazoa, Mollusca, Bivalvia, Ostreida, Ostreidae.
UUUUCUAAAGCUAUUAAAUAUUUUAUCAGCGAUCUGUCAGUCACCAUGCCAAAAUGGAGGUACGUGUGUAUACCCGGAUGUGUGUGUAUGCACCAGUACACAUACAGGACACAGUUGUGAGACUCCUUUAUGUUCCUACCAAUCGCCCUGCUUCCCCGGCACGUGUAAUAACUCAGUAGAUUGUCAAUGUCAUCAAGGGUUUACUGGGAGGGAUGGAAAUCAACGCUGUAAAACAAUGACGUCAGAGAUGAGUCCAAUUAUAACGCAGUGUACCUCCAUUCUCGCUUAUGUUGAAAGAACUGGUAAGAGGAGGGAACUGUACCGAUUUGUAACCGAUUCCUCUGAACCAAACUCUACAAAAGUAGAUACAAUGUGGGUAAACCAAAAUUAUUACAACUACAUCAACGUCACAUUUGCGGCCAUUUCUUCGGCACCAGACAACGUAGCCGUUCCUAAAUAUGUAAAACAGUUUAAAAUGGGAAUCAUUUCCGGAAGAAUAAACCUUAUUCAUCACAAAGUUGGAAGAAGAGAUAAAGACAAACCAUUUAUUAGUCGAAAUGAUACCAUCGACUGUGAAAGCAAGCCGGGACCCCUCAGCCCAAACGAUGAUGUAUUUCACUGUAACUACACGGAUGUUAACUUUUACAGACAGCUAGAAAAUGGAGACAAUUUAACCCUGACGGUUUUUACUGAGAACGGGGGCUUUAGAGAAUUAAUAGGGUCAUCUGUAAACAAAGACUUUUUUAUCGGCCGGAUGUCCACAAAAUCUACAAUGUUCCGGUUUGAUUUGGUGAAGCCAUAUCAUUGUCUACUAGACGGGGCAUGUCAGACAACAGCUUUUGAUGUAUCAGAGGAUAUAACAAAGUCACCUUUGGAAUUAUCAUGGCAAAACUGGGAAGAUGAGCUUUCUGGAAUCCAAGAAUACAAAAUACAGGUGUAUCAGCUGAAGUUCAACACAAGCAACCUAGCAGAACCGAAUCCCUGGCGUCCAGAUGAGGAAAUAUCCCUGACGCCAUUGAAAACAAGUUACACCUAUACCCCUAAGAGGGCAGGGAUGUAUUCCUUGGUACUUAAUGUAAUAGAUAAAGCCAACAAUACACAGCACGCCCGCACCUUGGUCUUAUAUGACCCUGGCUCAAAUAUUACUUUGUCUAAACUACCAUUCAAAGCAGAAAGUGCAGCAUCUGAAACUAACUAUCAGUGGCAGAAUAAUCUCAGCAACAACAUUAUUAUGUCGUGGAAAGGACACUUCCAAAACAAAUUUCAUGACGACAAUAAACUUUUAAAUCCAGUAACACAUUAUAGACAUUUCGAUUAUGAAGCAAGAUAUGAAAAACAAGUUCCAUACCAACUUGAUGAUAACUCAGGGAAACGAACACUUGCGGAGAUCCGGAAUGUUCACGGCAUCGUGAAAUUUGAAUAUUUCUACAGACAUGGCAAUCAGGGAGACAAAACCCCACAGACCUGGUAUAGGGUGAAUGAUACAUUUUCUGAAACACAGACAUUCAACAUUGAAAGAAAAGAUGGCGAUACCAUUAAUUUCUGGGCCAAAGCCACUGACAUCAUGGGGAAUACGAAAGUCGACUUGUCAAAGAUUUUCUUCGAUUCAAGCUCACCAAAGAGUUUAAAACCCUCUGAUGUUACAUUUACAAAGAAUGUCAAAAAUGCCACCUUCGCCUUCUCCAGUCGCCUACAGGUAGAGGCGUUUGACAGACAGAGUGGUAUACAUAAAAUACACGUAGAACUAAGAUCUAACAGUACUAACAAAUUAUUCCAUGAAAGCGAUAUUCCAGGAAAUAAAACAGAGGUGGAUCCUGGAUUUAAGACCGGAUACACGACGUCCGUAGGAAGCUUCUUUUAUUACCGUCAUGAUGUGGACAUCAAUAACUGCUGGAUGGUUGUGUCGAAGGAAAAAUUCGCCCAGGAAUUUGUCUUACUAAAUCUUACUGUUUACAACAUGGCAAUGUUACCAACUUCCUACAUCCAGACCAUUACAGAUGUAGCUUCCCUAAACGGCAUGGAUGAAUACUCUGGUCCAAUAAAUUUAACUAUAACUGCAACCUAUGACAACGGCGUUCGUCUGAAUUGGAUCGUACCUCCAACUUGUUACGAGAGGUCAAAGGUUAUAGUACAGUUCCGGUCAUCCAGUGGUCAAGUUAACGUCCGGUUUGUAGAUAAGGACGCCGACUGGUUUGAUUUGACAGGACUGGAUCCAGAAACGAGUUACAAACUGUCCUUCGUCACAGAAUAUGGUCCUCAGAGGAGUGACCCUGUAUUCCUACACUUCAAAACAGCCGAGGCACCAGCUGCUCUGACCGGGGGAGCAAUAGCAGGAAUUUCUCUUACAUUUUUAAUCAUGUUGGGGGUGAUUGCCACCAUGUUCGUUCUGUGGCGCCUUGGACGUUUAACUGUUGUAAGAGAAAACAUUCAACACAGAGUAACAGUGGUCAGAAAGAACAUCGCAAAUAGAUUGACAGCCCAUAAUCCUGGCUAUGAUUGUGAUGAUAUAUACGUAUUUGGUCAAAUGGAUUUCAAUAAAACAGACAAUUGGAUAUUACCCAGUUCCGAAAUUGUGCUGGAUGCCAUGUUAACGAAUGGAAGAUUUGCAGACAUCUAUAAAGCUAGACAAAUAGUCGUAGCAAAGACUUUGAAAAGUGGCUACAGCGAAGAAAACGUGCUAAUGAUGAAAGCAAAGAUCAACUUUUUUGGGAAAGAAGUUGGAGAACACCCAAAUAUUAUCCAUUUCCUGGGCGCUGUCGUUGAUAAUGAAGCAUUUGGACCAUUCAUGGUUCUAGAAUACUGUGAGAAAGGACAACUUCGAGAUUGGUUGUUACAGAAGAAAAAUGCCUGGGCAGAAGACACUGAAGAACAACUACAUCGUAUUGUAUACGGAAUCUCUAAGGGAAUGGCAUUCCUCGAAUCCAGAAAGCUUGUGCACAAAAGACUUGCUGCACGAAAUAUUCUGUUGACUGAAGAUCUGGAGCCUAAGAUCUAUGGAUUCGGACCUGAACCACCGCAACAACAGGGCAACGAGGAAGAAAAGGAUGCAACAUCUGACGAAAAGGUUAAAGACCAGUAGCUUC